UGAGCUGGCCACACCGGUUUCUACGUCUUUUUAUUCUAUUCGUUCGUUCAUUUCAUUUCGUUCAUUCAUUAAUCAAUUUGAGUUGAAGAAAAAUGGCUGAUAAUAAGCUUUACGAGAUUUUAGGUGUUACUCGUAGUUCCAGCGACUCAGAAAUAAAACGGAGCUAUCACAAAUUGGCGAAGGAGUUUCAUCCUGACAAGAAUCCUGAAGCUGGAGAUAGAUUUAAGGAAAUCAGUUACGCCUAUGAAGUAUUAUCAGACCCGAAGAAAAGACAAACAUAUGACAAGUAUGGGUUGAAAGGUCUUCAAGAAGGUGGGCAAGGCGGUGGCUUCCCUCCUGAUGACUUGUUCGGUGGCUUCUUCGGCGACAUCUUCGGCAUGGGUGGCGGCAGCCGAGGGGGCCGUGGCCGUGGGCGCGGCCCGGUCCGUGGGGAGGAUACCAUCCAUCCGCUGAAAGUGUCUUUGGAAACUAUGUACAAUGGUAAAACAUCGAAAUUACAGCUAAGCAAAAAUGUGAUAUGUGGACCUUGCAAAGGAGUCGGGGGAAAGCCAGGGGCUGUGGUUCCUUGCAAGGAUUGCCAUGGACAAGGAAUUAAGGUCUCUUACCAGCAGAUUGGGCCUAACAUGACUCGGCAGUUUCAGAGCCGCUGCCCUACCUGCCAGGGCCAGGGUGAGACUAUCAAUGACAAGGACAAGUGCCCUAAGUGCAAAGGCAAGAAGGUAUUAAAUGAAACCAAAAUAUUGGAAGUUCAUGUGGAGAAGGGCAUGCGUGACCAUCAGAAGAUUUUCUUCCGAGGAGAAGGAGACCAGCAGCCGGACACCGAGCCCGGUGAUGUGGUCAUUGUUCUGCAGCAGAAGCCUCAUGAUGUGUUCCAGAGAACCAAUGAUGAUCUAGUGAUGAAGCAUGAGAUCACUCUUACUGAGGCAUUAUGUGGGUUUGAAUUUGUUGUCAAACAUCUGGAUGGCCGUGAUUUGCUUGUGAAGCACCUGCCUGGUGAAGUUAUUAAACCAGGAGAUUUGAAGGGUAUUCAAGGAGAAGGCAUGCCUCUUUAUAAGAAUCCAUUUGAGAAAGGUAAUCUGUACAUUAAAUUUGAUGUAAUUUUCCCUGAGAAUAAUUUUGCUUCCGAAGAACAAAUGAAACUAAUUGAAGGUAUUCUGCCGCCUCGUCCUGCCUUUGUUAUGCCAACGGGUGAAGAUGUUGAAGAAGUAAAUCUGAUGGAGUACACGGCUAGUGACAGAAAUCGCGGCAGAGAAGAAGCGUAUGCCAGCGAUGACGAAGAGCAGAUGCAUGCCGGCCCAGGAGUCCAAUGUGCCCAUCAGUAGCUCAAUUAUCCAUUUAUAGGGAUUUUACUCGGACCUCAUUAUGCAUAUAGUUCAAUACAAUCACUAUAUCACAAAAUUAGUUAAAACAAUGCUAGAAAUUUUAAUUUAUGGCUGAACUAGAUUCAUUUUGUCACUGAACCAGUUAAAAUGACAUGUGCCUGAUUUAUAUGAAAUGUUUAUUAGAACUACUUUGAACUAAACAAUGUAUGAUGCAAUAACAUUCAAUGAGUAGUAAUACAUUUAUUAAUGUAACCUUUAAUGCUAGUUUUCUUUUUAUUUUAUUGUUUUAUAGAGUUUUUGGGCACAAUAAUUACUAAAUGAAUAGUAGUAAUUUUAUUCCUUCCUUCAUGUAAUUCAUUCCAGGGACAUUUUUGUAUGGAUGAGGCAAAUAAUCAUAAAAAUACACAUAUUUUCUUUUA
Molecule: messenger RNA, 1741 nt
Organism: Plutella xylostella (diamondback moth)
Lineage: Eukaryota; Metazoa; Arthropoda; Insecta; Lepidoptera; Plutellidae
Gene: DnaJ-1
Product: DnaJ (Hsp40) homolog 1
Biological process (GO): response to heat; protein folding
Molecular function (GO): Hsp70 protein binding; ATP binding
Source: RefSeq, a predicted model, not a curated record